AGGAGAGGGAUGAGGAGGAUUAGGAGGAGGAGGAGAGGGAAGAGGAAGAAGGGGAUGGGGAGAAUUAAGAGGAAGAGGAAUGAUAAUAAUAAUAAAAAUAAUAAAAAAUAUAAUAGUAAUAAUAAU
This is a messenger RNA of Penaeus indicus, 126 nucleotides long. RefSeq lists its product as uncharacterized. The transcript is spliced from 2 exons. Lineage: Eukaryota; Metazoa; Arthropoda; Malacostraca; Decapoda; Penaeidae. The record is from RefSeq and is a predicted model, not a curated record. The annotation marks the transcript as partial.